Molecule: messenger RNA, 5375 nt
Organism: Corticium candelabrum
Lineage: Eukaryota; Metazoa; Porifera; Homoscleromorpha; Homosclerophorida; Plakinidae
Product: death-inducer obliterator 1-like
Exons: 16
Coding region: 229-5241 (1670 amino acids)
Biological process (GO): DNA-templated transcription
Molecular function (GO): protein binding
Source: RefSeq, a predicted model, not a curated record
UGGUUAAUUUUGUGUAGUUUUUUAGAUACUAUUAUAAUAAAUUAAUAUUUUUACAUAUUAUCCGGGAGCUUGUCUGGAACUAGAAGACCCGUAUUGUCUAACUCCACGUUCAACAUGGCGCCUCACGGGAACAACGUCUUGUAACGUCGCAACGUGCCUUCGAGUCAGGAAGAAACCGUACUCCCAUUACCAAACUCUUACCGUCCGACCUCUCGAGACGCCGAGAAAAUGUCAGCGCGGACGUGGCGGAACGAUUCGAUUCUCUCACACCUCGACGCCUCUUCGAGCGACCACAUGGCCACAACGACAAACCUACGCGGCGAGACAAUGCGUGGAAACGCGACGCGCAACGUGAUAGGCGAUGCCGUCGCUCGUGAGUCGCUCACGCCGGAAGAAGUUGUAGAGAACAUGACGGAAGAACAAGUUAGGGAGCUCGCCGAGGCUUUGCAGGGCGAGCUGGGCGCAAAGGCGGUUGUUUCUCAGGGGGGUGCCUUUGUGUCUGGUCAUAUGGUGAAGGAGGAAGGAGGAGAUGAAAUCGAGGGAUUGAGUUUGAGUGACCAGGAUGGGCAGAGGUGGAUUAAGGAGGUUCUUGGCGCCGGGGAGACGUUGCUAGUGGCACCUGGUGAGGAGGACGGACAGACUGAGUUGUUUGUUCGACCGGAAGAUAAAUACAGAGUGAAUGAGUUGAAGUUGAAGAUGCAGCGUGGAGAGCAUCCCGAAUUUAUAUCAACGACGGCUGAUAAGAAGCUGCUCUCACUCGAACACGAUUACUGUUUGAAGGGCAAGACGGAGCAGAGCGAGAUGAAAGUCACUGAAGUGAGGAGGGUUUUGAGGAGCUCAACGAGGCCGAGUCAGUUGACACAUGCGUUUGGGGAGACGAUCGACAUGCUGAGUUUUGGAGCAGAAGACGAAGACGUUGAUGUUGAGACGGAUAUCCCGGAUGAUCAAAUUAAGGAAAUCUCGACUGUCGAAUUUGAUUUGCUAACAAAGAGAGCGAAAGCGAAGGAAGAGGCCGAUGAGUUAGAGAAACGACAAAGUGUGAGAAUUGCUAGAAAACGGCAGCAGAACUUGCCAGAUCUGGACAGCAACGAUGAUGAGGAGACUGAGGAGGAAGAAGUAGAUGAACAGGAUGACAGUGAUGAUGAGGAAGAGGAGGAUGACGAUGAAGAUGAUGAUCCUCAUAGACUGUACUGUGUCUGCAAGGAAAGACACGAUGACAGAUUUAUGAUAUGUUGUGAUCGAUGCAACGAUUGGUUCCACGGUGACUGUGUAGGCAUUACAGUGGAAGCAGGAAUGGAAAUGGACGCAAACGAAGAAGACUACAUUUGUCCCGUCUGUUCAGGACAAGACAUUAACGCAUUUUUGAAGUCCAAAUCAAAGUCAGAUCCAUCACUCGAUAAGAGGCGAGAAUCGAAGGCAUCCGAAAAGGUUUCACCUAAAACGAAGACAUUGAGGCAACGUGAUGAUGCCGUACAAGAUACCGUGCAAUUAGAAAUGAGCAACGAACGAGCCCUGAAGAGAUCACGAUUGAGACAAGAUGAGGGGAAGAUUACGUUGGCAAGUUACAAUGAAGAUCACGAUUGGGUGCCCGAUGAGGGAGAUGGAAUAGUGGAGAAGGUGGAAGGGAGUAGCAGCAGUAGGGAGAGGAAAGAGUCGUUCAGUCAAGCUGCUAAGAGAAUCGUGCUGAAAGGAGAGCAAUGUGCUGCUUCUGGUUGUAAGAAGCACGUGUUGCCGGGCACCGCCUAUUGUGGUGAGGAGUGUGUUGCAAGGUAUGCUGAGGAGGCCUUGAGGGAUUUGGAUCGUAUUACUGAAGAGGAAUCGCAUUCCAAGAAAACCUCCACCUUCCUCCAACCAACCGGCACAAACGAGCUCCCAGCAUCAGCCAGCAGCACUCGAACAGACUCUCGCUCAGCUGCCGGUCGCAUACCCGUCGUCGACCGCAGCACGGGCCGCAUAGUGGCGGGCGUGGCCGCCCCGAGACGCGAGAAGUUAGCCAUCUGGCUCGUCGACCAUCCAACCUACGAAGUGUUGAUGAAACCAUUGCCGACAGCGAAAGGCGUCUAUAGCGCGUUACCCUCUGGCUCGCCGGUCAAGAAAGAAGCGCCAAAGGAGGAGACGCAGUCGCGUGCAGCAGCAGCCGAGAAUCGGGCGGGGAGCGGCUCGAAUGAAGGAGAGAAGGAAAGGAAAAGCGCGACCGACAAGGAACGCAAAACGAGUUCGAGCAACAAGAAACAUUCACAGCAGCAGCCUCCGACGAAACCCUCCGGAAUGGACGUCAAGCUUGUCCGCAACAACGUCGCUCGCUCUCUCAAAGACAUUCUCUGGCAACGCUGCGAGGACUCUCGCGAGUUUGCCCUCGACGAGGCGCAAGUGCAGCGUUUGGCGAAGAAAAUCGAGCGCCAACUGUAUCUCCUCCACGACGGCACGGGCCAGAAGUACAAGGCGAAGUACCGGACGCUCAUGUUCAAUCUGAAAGACCAGAGAAAUAGAGUCUUGUAUAAGAAUGUGCUGUCUGGUACGCUGGCGCCCUCCAGUCUGGUGCGUCUGUCGUCGGACGAACUCGCGUCUCAAGAGCUGGCCAAAUGGCGUAAGGAAGAGAACAAGAAGGCGAUUGAAUUGAUCAAGGCUGUUGAGAUUCAGGAGGCGGCGAGAAAGACAAACGUGACAAAACUGACACACAAAGGCGAGAUCGAGAUACCGGAAAUAAAGGAGGGCUCCGAUGCGACGAGUCUAUUGGACAUGCUGGCGGUCGACACAACCGACCAGCAUCACAACCACGUGUUCAGUGUCAACUGCAAGAUAUGCUCGGGCAAGCAGGACCAACAACAGCAGCAGCAGCAGCAACAGGAUGCCGCAAAGGAAGAGGCGGUGGACGACGUCGAAGAAAGGCGGAACGAUAAUCAAACGGAUAAGAAACGCGCCAAGCCGACCAGGAAGGCGAAAACGAGCAAAGCAGCGAAGUUCUCAGCUGUCGACUCGAAUAUCGAAAAAAUUAGCGAGAAAACAGGGAAAAGUGAUGAAAGUUUGACGGAUGAGGGAAUUGGUUUGAAGGAGGACGGUGUGCCGCAGGAGUCGCAUUUUGAACUUCUCGGCGUCGACAUGCAGGAAGACGUACUCCCUCUUGUUCCGUCUCCGGGUUGGAAGGGCUCCGUGAGCUUUCCUUCGGUCGCCAAGUUCCUUGCGACCGCCUAUCCGGUAUCCGGGCCACUGGAGAGCGACCAACUUGCUCACGUAUUGCCCAAUACGUGUCACGUACAAGGACGCAUCGCUCACGAUCAGGUGCAGGACUACAUCGAGCAACUCAAAGUUUCGGUCACCAAGGACGUUUGUGUCAUUCGACUCGAGGCCGCGUCGAACGAGGAACGAUCCGGCUACGUCGACCUCUACAACUACAUGCUGGGGAAGAAACGCUACGUCGUCGUCGGCACGUUCAACAUGCAUCACGUCAAAGACAUGUACCUCAUGCCACUCCCGGAGAACGAAUCGCUGCCGUCCUACCUCCUUCCUCUCAAAGGCCGCGGCUUACCGGAAAAACAGAGCAAUAUGAUCGUUGCACUGGUCGUCAAACACCGCGGGAAAUCAAAGCGGCAACCAGGGGGGCGACCCUCUGUCUCUGGUGAGCCUCCGAUCAAGAAGACUGAUGAACGUCCGCACGGUGUCAAGAGACACUCCCGCAGCGACGCGCCGAUAAAUCUCGCCAAAAAGGGACUCUUUCAUUACAAGGCGUCGUCGACUGCUCCGUCCAAGUCGCUCCAACGGUCGUCGCCGGAGAAGUUUUCGCCGCUUCAGUCGCGACGAGACGACGACGCCAAGCCGUCGGUGGCCGUCUCCAGUAUUUUGUCACUGGCGAAGGCUCAGGCGGAGAAACCGGAUGGAAGUCCUCGCUUGGUGUCGAGUAGCUCGUCGGGCAUUCCGUUAUUGGGGGAACAAAUACCGUUGCUGGGAGAGCCGGCGGCUAAGCCGUUGGGGGCAACGGAAGGGCCCCCGUUGGGGGCAACGGAAGGGCCCCCGCCGGGGGCAACGGAAGGGCCCCCGUCGGGGUCGACGGUGGCUUCGACGGUGUCGUUUGGCUCGCAAACUGUGGGUGUGACCGACGACGUGUCGUCGUCUCUGCUGCGAGCGGUCAAGUCGAUGUCGUCUGACACACUACAGAAUAUUGCUCACGUCGUCGGUUUGAUCAAGCAGACGUCGCAGGACACGCAAGCGCAGUCGUCUCCGUCACUCCAGCCUUCCUACAGAUCGCUGAAACCACCCCACACCUUCACAACCGUCCAAUCUCCGCUUCAGCAGCCCGUCGGCGUCCCUUUGUCGGUGUCGGCGCCGCCACAGUCGACUAGCGACGCUCCUAGUCGUGCGAGUCGUUGGGACGUAAAAGGUCAAGUGAAAGAUGGCGAGAAAGAGGAGCCGUCCACGAGUAACCGCCAAGGCCAGAAGUCGCGCAUGCCCAAGGAGCUGCAAGAGUACAUCGCAGCGACGAGACGAGAGCUACAAGAGAGUGCGGAGAAGUUGGAAAAGAACAUGGAGAUGAAGGGGAUUCCGUUGGGCUACCAGUCGGCCGUGAAGGCGCUGGAAGAGAGGCAAAAGCAGGAAGCGAAACAGAACCGGGAAGAGAUGACGGUAGACGAGAAAGGGCGUGUCGUCGACAGCGGUCAGAUGGAAGCACGGCGCAUGCUCCAGAUGAAGCCGAGAGGAGAGGAAAGGAUGGACGCAGCGGGAAGCGGAGGAAGACAACAAGAGGACGAGAGUUAUGAGAGACGAGAACGCGAGCGAAUGCGUAUGCAACACUUCGAGAGCCAACGAAACAACCAGACACAGCGGGAGAUGGACAGUGCGGUCUCCAUGCGUCCGGCGGACGACAACCCGGUUCGGACCGACCCUCCAAUGCAUCACUUUCGGCAAGGGGAACCUCAGGGGGACCCUCGAGGGGAUCCUCGCAACUCGCACUUUGCGUCGGACGCGUGGCCGGCGCAGGCGCGGUACGACGACCCGUGGGCAUACCGCAACGACUACCGGCCGGCUGUACACAGGGCGCACCCCGAGGCGCGAUGGGACGACGCUAUGAGGUACCCGGAUGAGCGCCGAUAUUAUGACGACCACGAUCACCGUAGAAUGCCAGAAUACGAGCGGAUGAGACCGCAUUAUUACGACCCUCGGGAGCAGCAACCUUAUGGAGCGCCGCCGAGACAUGCACGGUAUGAUGACUAUGAUGAUAGAUAUGACGGUAGAGCGCGCUAUCCAUAGCUGCAUGUGGACACGUUUUUACUUGUUGAGUUCACGUUCAUGUUUGAAGUAAAUAGCCUGAUGUGACAUUCUUCUGUUCCUGCGUUGAAAUGGAAUAGGAAUUUUCGCUGACAACUUAAUUAAAGGGUUUCUGA